Messenger RNA from Fomitopsis serialis, 3435 nucleotides. Its product is annotated as P-loop containing nucleoside triphosphate hydrolase protein. The transcript has 9 exons. Gene Ontology annotation, cellular component: intracellular anatomical structure; catalytic step 2 spliceosome. The record is from RefSeq and is a predicted model, not a curated record. Gene Ontology annotation, molecular function: RNA binding; RNA helicase activity; ATP binding. The coding region runs from base 1 to 3435 and encodes 1144 amino acids. Lineage: Eukaryota; Fungi; Basidiomycota; Agaricomycetes; Polyporales; Fomitopsidaceae. Gene Ontology annotation, biological process: spliceosomal complex disassembly; mRNA splicing, via spliceosome.
AUGUCUGAUACAGACCUGUACAACCUCGAGUUCCUCUCCCUUGUGGCCAAAAUUACCCAGGAAAUCGACAAUCACACAGGAAUUAAUGACAAGACAUUAGCCGAGUUCGUCAUCGACCUCCAUGACAAGUCGAAGACAUUACCGCAGUUCAAGCAGCAGCUGAAGGACGUGGGCGCGAACUUCCCGGAGUCCUUCAUCGAGAAUGUCGACCGUCUCAUUCUCAAUAUGCAUCCUAAACACAAGAAGCGACCUUCAGCUUCCGACAAAGAGAAUGCUGGUGCAGAGGACGGCUCUAUCGGCGAAGUGGACAAGAAGAAACGCUUGUUUCCGGGUCUCGCUUUGAAGGACCAGGAGUGGGAGCCCGGCGUCGCGAAGGAUGCUGUCAUGAAGGAGGUUGAUGACUUGAUGUCACAGUUCGAGGAGGAACGGUUGGCAAAGAGGCGGCGCCAGUCUCGUUCGCGCUCGCCUCCUCCGCCACGGCGCCGCUCCCCUAGUCCUCCCCGUGAUAGAGGCUAUGGAGACCGACGGGAUGUUAGAAAUGGCAGAGGUGGCGAUGGGGGGCGCCAGUUGGACGAACGUCCGGUGCUCUUCAAGAUUUACCACGGUCGCGUCUCUGGCUUGAAGGAAUUCGGAGCAUUCGUGCAAUUGGAGGGUAUUGCUGGAAGAGCUGAGGGUAUGGUUCAUGUCUCAAGCAUACAGCAAGGAGCACGCGCCAAUUCUGCUACUGACCUGCUCAGUCGUGGGCAGAAUGUCAAAGUCAAGGUCAUGAGCGUCGCCGGAAGCCGUAUAGGUCUCUCCAUGAAAGACGUCGACCAGACCACAGGUCGCGAUCUGACACCUCACUUGCGCAUCAAGUCGGAGGCCGAGCUCGCCGAGGAAGAGCACACCCGCUCAGCGAAUGGAGCCAACGCCAUCCCUCUCAGAGGUCGCGGGGUUACGAUCGACGAGCCCGUACGCUCUGCGAAGCGACUGACGUCUCCAGAGCGAUGGGAGAUCAAACAGCUCAUAUCGUCGGGUGCCAUCGACGCCUCUGAAUACCCUGAUCUCGACGAGGAUUUCGCCAACCCGAUGGCUCAUGCUGAGGUCGAGGAGGAGCUGGACGUGGAGAUUCGGGAGGAGGAGCCGCCGUUCCUUGCUGGCCAGACGAAGAAGACCCUGGACUUGAGUCCGGUCAAGAUCAUCAAGGCUCCCGAUGGUUCGUUGAACCGGGCGGCUUUGGCCGGUGCUUCUCUUGCUAAGGAGCGCAGAGAGCUCCGUCAGCAAGAGGUCAACGAACAAGCUGAUUCCGAAGCUCGCGAUUUCAGCGCCCCGUGGCUGGACCCCAUGGCGAAGGAGGCCGAUAAGAAGACGGGGGAGCAGCCGAAGUGGAAGGAAGCCACGUUCAACAAGGCGACCACUUACGGUGAAAAUACCAGCAUGAGCAUCCAGGAGCAGCGCAAGAACCUACCGAUCUACAAACUCCGUGACGCUCUACUUCAAGCAGUCCGAAAUCACCAGGUGCUCAUCGUAGUUGGCGAUACUGGAUCCGGCAAGACGACACAGAUGACCCAGUAUCUCGCUGAAGCGGGGUUUGCGGAUAAGGGCAAGAUCGGCUGCACGCAGCCGAGGCGUGUAGCUGCUAUGUCCGUCGCGAAGCGAGUUGCUGAAGAGGUCGGUUGUCGACUUGGUCAAGAAGUCGGUUACACGAUCCGCUUCGAGGACUGCACGGGCCCUGAAACCAGAAUCAAAUACAUGACGGACGGCAUGCUGCAGCGAGAGUGUCUCGUCGAUCCCGAUGUCAGUGCAUACUCGCUCAUCAUGCUUGAUGAGGCGCACGAGCGAACCAUCCACACCGACGUGCUAUUCGGUCUGUUGAAGAAGGCCAUGAAACGUCGCCCAGACCUCAAGGUGAUCGUCACCUCGGCUACCCUCGAUGCCGAGAAGUUCUCCAAGUACUUCUUCGGAUGCCCUAUCUUCACGAUACCGGGUCGCACAUACCCUGUGGAGAUCCUGUAUACGAAGGAGCCCGAGACGGACUACCUCGAUGCCUCGCUCAUCACUGUCAUGCAGAUUCACCUGUCCGAGCCUCCUGGCGAUAUCUUGCUGUUCUUGACGGGCCAGGAGGAGAUCGACACGACGUGCGAGAUCCUGUACGAGCGUAUGAAGGCACUUGGUCCGAAGGUCCCCGAGCUCAUCAUCCUUCCCAUCUACUCCGCGCUGCCCUCGGAGGUUCAGUCGCGAGUCUUCGAUCCAACGCCUCCUGGCUCUCGCAAAGUGGUCGUCGCCACGAAUGUCGCAGAGACUAGCUUGACGAUCCCAGGCAUCUACUAUGUCAUCGAUCCGGGCUUUUCGAAGCAGAAUGCGUACGACCCGAAGUUGGGUAUGGACUCGCUCGUCGUCAUGCCCAUCUCCCAGGCUCAAGCACGACAACGCGCUGGCCGUGCGGGUCGUACGGGACCAGGGAAAUGCUACCGGCUCUACACUGAAACCGCAUUCCGGAACGAGAUGUUGCCGAGUUCCAUUCCUGACAUUCAGCGGACGAAUCUGGCGCAUAUUAUCCUCAUGUUGAAGGCGAUGGGUAUCAACGAUCUUCUUAGCUUCGACUUCAUGGAUGCGCCGCCCGCACAGACGAUGUUGACCGCACUCGAAUCGCUCUAUGCCUUGUCAGCGCUGGACGACGAAGGUCUUCUGACAAAACUGGGCCGCAAGAUGGCCGAUUUCCCCAUGGAACCCCCGCUCGCAAAGAUGUUAAUCGCUUCGGUGGAGCUGGGGUGUUCCGAGGAGAUCCUCUCCAUUGUAGCGAUGCUGUCCGUCCAAAGCGUCUUCUACCGUCCUAAGGAGAAGCAGGGACAGGCAGACUCAAAGAAGGCCAAGUUCCAUCAACCAGAGGGCGACCAUCUGACGCUACUGACCGUGUACAACGGCUGGAAAGCGAGCAACUUCUCGAACCCGUGGUGCUACGAGAACUUCAUCCAGGCGCGAAGCAUGCGAAGGGCACAGGAUGUACGGAAGCAACUGUUGGGUAUCAUGGAUCGUUAUAAACACGAGAUCAUCUCGGCCGGGCGAGACUACAAUCGCGUCCGUAGAGCUAUCUGCUCCGGGUACUUCCGCCACGCGGCAAAGAAAGACCCGCAGGAGGGCUACAAGACGCUCGUGGAGGGCACGCCAGUAUACAUCCACCCGUCGUCCGCGCUAUUCAACCGCAAUCCUGAGUGGUGCAUCUACCACGAGCUCAUCCUCACGACGAGAGAGUACUGCCAUAAUGUCACAGCCAUCGAGCCCAAGUGGCUGGUCGAAGUGGCGCCACAGUUUUUCAAGGUCGCCGACGCGAACAAGAUCAGCAAGCGGAAGAAGCAAGAGAAAAUCGAGCCGCUGUUCAACAAGUACGAGAAACCAGACGAAUGGAGACUGUCAAAGAUCAAGAGGAGUGCUCGCUCGAGUCAAACUUUCGGCUAA